Carica papaya (papaya) is the source of this 872-nucleotide messenger RNA. RefSeq names its product kiwellin-like. The record is from RefSeq and is a predicted model, not a curated record. Lineage: Eukaryota; Viridiplantae; Streptophyta; Magnoliopsida; Brassicales; Caricaceae.
CACGCUGUAUAUAGAGACCACAACCACCCAUCUUCUUCUGCAACCAAAACUCUAAAGCUUGAUACUUGCAUCAACAAUGGCGCACAUCUCUGCUUUCCUUCUCUUCAACAUUAUGUUCAUCUUUCCAUUUCUUGCAAACUCCCUCUCUUCCUGCAACGGCCCAUGUAGAACUCUCAACGACUGCUUCGGCCAGCUCAUCUGCAUCAACGGCAAAUGCAACGACGAUCCGGACGUCGGAACUCACAUCUGCAGCAGCGGCGGCGGCGGCGGCGGCGGUGAGUGUAAGCCGAACGGCAACAUGUUUUGCCAAGGGAGUUCACACCCGACGUUCCAAUGCUCGCCGCCGGUGAAAAUGGCGAACGAAGCCUUGCUGACGAACAACAACUUUGAGCCCGGCGGUGAUGGCGGAGACCCGUCGGAGUGCGAUGGACAGUUUCACAAGAACUCGGAGCUGAUCGUGGCGUUAUCGACGGGGUGGUAUAACGGCGGGUCUCGGUGCGGGAAGGGGAUUCGGAUCCGGGCGAGGAAUGGGAAGAGCGUGGUGGCGAAGGUGGUGGACGAGUGUGACUCCAUGAAUGGGUGCGACAAGGAGCAUGCAGGGCUGCCGCCGUGCGGGAACAACAUCGUUGAUGGGUCUAAUGCUGUGUGGAAUACUUUGGGCCUUAAUGUGGACGAUGGUAUUGUGCCCGUAACUUGGUCCAUGGCUUAGGGUUUUGGGCUUUUGUCGGCCUUGGAAUAAUGGGCUUGGUAGGAAACGAUGUCGUUUUGUUCACACCUGUGUCCUAGUUUCAAGUCUCUUAAUUAUGUAAUGAAUAUUCCCUGCAAAUAAAAAGGAACAACAAUAUACGUAAUUAAUAAAAUCGCUUUGGUCC